Molecule: messenger RNA, 2898 nt
Organism: Naegleria lovaniensis
Lineage: Eukaryota; Heterolobosea; Eutetramitea; Acrasida; Naegleriidae
Exons: 1
Coding region: 1-2898 (965 amino acids)
Source: RefSeq, a predicted model, not a curated record
AUGGAUUACAAGAAAUGGAACGCGCAACAGGUAGCAUCAGUAUUUACAUCUGAUGAAUCUUUGGGUGGUGCUGGUUUGUCGGUUGAAAAGGUGAAGCCUUUGUAUGUUGCUGAUUUUAAAGGCUCAUCUCUCCACAACAUUGUUGAGGAUAUCAUGAAGAAGGAUGAAUAUUAUGCUCUUGAUCAACUUAAAAGUACUUAUAACAAGAAUAGCAUUCCUCAACUCUCCGACACUUGUCAAACUGUUGUAUUUUGGGUGCUCGAUCAAUUAAUGACCAGACAAUAUUCACUAUGGCAAUUGGAGCCAGUGAUUAAGCAAAUCAAGCAAAAAUUGGGCGAACCAAUUGCAAAAGGAGGUGCUGAUUUGAGUCUUGAUCAAGUUUCAUUAUUAGAUGGCAAAACUCUCUAUAGCAUUGCAAAAGAUGUAGUCUCUUCCAAGGAAACCUCCUUCAUUAGAAAUCUUGACUUGAAUUUGGGCACAACAGUUGUCCAAUGGGUCAAACAAUUUCUACUACAAAACAAUAACAUUCAAAUUCAUUUACAGAAUAUGGACAUGUGGGUGCCACCCUUUCAUUAUUUCUCAAGCAGUGAAAGAGAAGUGUUGUUUAAAGCAGAUGAGAUUCUUAAAGGUAAAAUUGAUUUCUAUGCAAAACAGACGAACAUGCCGGAUACACACAAACGAUGGUACUUGUCGUUCUGUGAUUUAGUAAUGAAGGGCCAAGCUCAAGGUAAUAGAACUCCCUCCGAGAAAGAGAAUUACACUCUCGAUUUAAUAGCACUCGUUUCAAAUGCAAGAGAUAUUGUAUUCAGCAACGUAAAUACAGAAAGCAUAUUGAACAAAUCAAAGUUUGAGAUAGUCAUGAAAAACAUGGUGAAUGAUCUUUUGGAGGGCUCUCGUGAAGACGCGUUGUUUAUGAGGAAAUUGCUUACUCCCUUUAACGAACACUGCUCUUCCCAAUUUGUAAGAGAUGUUCUUGUUCCAAUUAACUCCGAGAAGAAGAUAACAAAAGAUUUGUUUCCCUUCAUCCCAAAAUUACAAGUAGAUCUGUUCAAUGAAGAUGAAAGAAAGACGUUGGACCAAAAAAUUCGUGAUGGCUCAACAAUUUGCAUAAUUGGACCCUCAGGUGUGGGUAAAACAUUGUUAGAACGUCAAUGGCUUUCUGUACCUACUGAAAUAUUAAGAGAUUUCACAAUAUUUUUGAUCGAACAAUUAUAUUCACGGUUGAAGCUGGAUCUUGGACAACCAUUUAUUAUUGCUCUUGACGAGGCAAAUCUUUUCUCCAACAUCCAUACUCCGAUGUUAUCUAUAAAUGGUACACCCAGUGAUUUAUUGUCACUGAUUGCAUUCGAAAUUUCUCGGCUUAGACAACAGUCUUUUAAGAAAAUUAGUGAUAUUUAUUGUGGAACCAUGUUUACCACUGACAUUAUUGAUAUCAUUCAAUCCUCUAUUGGAAAAUUAGAGGACAUAGCUCGUGUUUACUCUUGCGUUGGUUUAGACUCCAUCACUUUUGAGCAAGCAUUACAAAUAUUAGACAAAAUGUAUGAUAUUGAAGGAAUUUUAAAAUUAUCCAAUACCUCCAAAACUGACCUUUAUCGCUCUAUUCAACACAUCUUUCCAACAAGAAGAAGAGUAGUUGGACUUGUUGCCUCUCAUUCAGAAAUAACAACAUCUCUCAAAAAAAGUUUCACUGACAAAUGGGAAGAGUUUGUGGGUCAGGUGGAAAAAAAUGUGUUGAAUAGGUUUAGUCAAAAAACGUCAAAAGACCGUCUUGAUGCUAAUUUUUUGUUGGACGUUGUGAUAACAAAUGAAUACGAUGCCUUUUUAGGGAAAUCAAUUAGUUGCGAUAGAGAAUUAGCUUCUUCAUUAAUAGGAACUGGUUUAGCAAAACCAAAUUUUGACUUUUGUAAUACUUCCAACAGCAAUAAGUAUCAUUUUGAUACCUCAGAUCCAAUUCUUAGGCAUGUUGCACGAAAAGUUUUAGAACAGAAAUAUCCAAACUCAAUUUCAAAAGUCAAUAAUUCAAUCUCAGUAUUGAAUUCUCUAUUAACUCUUCCUCAACAUGAUCCUAAGAAAUGGGAAAUGGUAUUUUCUCUUUUAUUACAGCACCAUAGUGGAAAGCUUAUUAAGGACAACUUGAUUCUUUCACCAUUAAUAUUAGGUGAAAAUUUUGACACAACAGAGAGAAAGAAAAGACCAUAUUCUCAAUUACUUGACCACAAAUUUGUGAUCAAGUCAUUUAUUCGAUCUAACGAUUUUUAUCGCAAAUAUUACGCAUCAAAAUGGGCUCAAGAAGUCCUCAAAAAAGAGAACUCGAGUAACAACAAUAUUUUGGGAGAUGUGUUAUAUUUUCAUUGUUUGUUAAACUAUAACAAACAUAUGGAAGAGUAUGAGAGCUCUACUAAUAAUAUCAGUACAUUUGCAGACAUAAUUAAUGGAUUAUAUUUUAAUCCCUCGGAAUAUUGUCAUGCUGAUGGUAUUUGUUUGAACUUUUCGGAGCAACCUUAUGGUAUUAUUGUGAGCAACAAAUUACAUAAUUGCCAGAGAGACAAAUUUUUAGAACAUGUUAAAAAAGGAGUCAAAUCUGUGAACGCGAAUAACUUUUACAAAGAAAAAUUUGGUACCAACCUUAUUGCAGGCAGUAGCUGGUGGACAACUGAGAAACAGGAGUUUAUAACCACAUUAACAAACAAUGAGAGACUAAUGCCCCUCAUAGCGCACAUACACGUAAAAUAUGAACAAAUCACAACAAAGAAAGGUGUCGGUUUUACUAAAGAUUACACUGAAAAAGGAAAAUAUUUAAUUAUGAACCCAGAUUCAAAUAGUUUAAGGUCACUCUGUCCUGAUUUGUUUCAACUUUUACAGAAGAAUCUAUUUGAGACUGCAAUUAUUGAAACUUGA